Molecule: messenger RNA, 1077 nt
Organism: Macaca mulatta (Rhesus monkey)
Lineage: Eukaryota; Metazoa; Chordata; Mammalia; Primates; Cercopithecidae
Gene: OR2J3
Product: olfactory receptor, family 2, subfamily J, member 3
Biological process (GO): G protein-coupled receptor signaling pathway
Cellular component (GO): membrane
Molecular function (GO): G protein-coupled receptor activity; olfactory receptor activity
Source: RefSeq, marked inferred
CAAGUGUGCUGAUGUUUUUGGAUCACUUGAUUACUCUUUUUUGAGUUUACCUGACUUUUUUUUUCUCUCUCAGGUAAUAGGAAAUGAAUGAUGAUGGAAAAGUCAAUGCUAGCUCUGAGGGGUACUUUAUUUUAGUUGGAUUUUCUAACUGGCCUCAUCUAGAAGUAGUUCUCUUCGUGGUUGUCUUGAUCUUCUACUUGAUGACACUGAUAGGAAAUCUGUUCAUCAUCAUCCUGUCAUACCUGGACUCCCAUCUCCAUACUCCCAUGUACUUUUUCCUUUUAAACCUCUCAUUUCUGGAUCUCUGCUACACCACCAGCUCUAUCCCUCAGUUGCUGGUUAAUCUCUGGGGCCCGGAAAAAACCAUCUCUUAUGCUGGUUGCAUGAUUCAACUUUACUUUGUUCUUGCACUGGGAACCACAGAGUGUGUCCUACUGGUGGUGAUGUCCUAUGACCGUUACGCAGCUGUGUGUAGACCUUUGCAUUACACUGUCCUCAUGCAUCCUCGUUUCUGCCACCUGCUGGCUGUGGCUUCUUGGGUAAGCGGUUUUACCAACUCAGCACUUCAUUCCUCCUUCACCUUCUGGAUACCCCUGUGUGGACACCACCAAGUAGAUCACUUUUUCUGUGAAGUUCCAGCACUUCUGCGAUUAUCGUGUGUUGAUACCCAUGUCAAUGAGCUGACCCUCAUGAUCACAAGCUCCGUUUUUGUUCUCAUACCUCUCAUCCUCAUUCUCACUUCUUAUGGUGCCAUCGUCCAGGCUGUACUGAGGAUGCAAUCAACCACUGGGCUUCAGAGAGUGUUUGGAACAUGUGGAGCCCACCUUAUGGUUGUAUCUCUCUUUUUCAUUCCGGCCAUGUGCAUAUAUCUCCAGCCACCAUCAGAAAAUUCUCAAGAUCAAGGCAAGUUCAUUGCUCUCUUUUAUACUGUUGUCACACCUAGUCUUAACCCUCUAAUCUACACCCUCAGAAACAAAGAUGUAAGAGGGGCAGUGAAGAGACUAAUGGGGUGGGAGUGAGCCUGUGUACAUGUCAUAUUCACAAUAUAAUGGAGUCUCCCCUCACAAUGAUUCAUCC